AUGACAAUAUUAAACAAUAUUCCACAUCGAAGUCAAACAUCAUAUUAUAAAUAGUCGAUUGGAACACAUAAUCUGACAACAAGUUUGAACUCUUCACAAACAGCUAUGAAAAUUCUUUUUUGUUUGUUAUUAUUCACGAUAACCGUGCUGGAGGCAGGCGAUGUGAAAAGGUACAGCAAACGUUUCGCUGGAUUAAGCGGUGUUGGAAUUGGUGGGACUGCCGGAUGUGUAGUCGUAGAUAACAAACUUUUUGCUAACGGUUACUUCCUUCGAGAACUGAACGUUGAAGAACAAAGAUCGUUUGAAGAGUACGUCAAAGACUUGGACAAAUACAAGGAGGAAGUGAAGGCAUCGUUGGAAGAAAGACGCAAAGAGUUGCAAUCAGCGCGUCAGAAUGGGAAAGAUGGCAAGACUUCGUCUCCUAAAGAAAAGAAGCUCCCCGAACCACCCAAAAAACCAUCAUUCUGCACCACUGCUGAUACCACUCAAUACUACUUCGAUGGUUGCAUGGUUCAGAAUAAUAAAAUAUAUGUGGGACAAACAUAUGUAAGAGAUUUGACAUCAGAAGAAGUGAAAGAUCUGAAAACGUUCGAUAGCAAAAUGACAACUUAUCAGAAACAUCUCUCUUCCUCCAUUCAACAGGUAAUAAACGAUUGCAUUUCAAGUUUAAAUUAG
Molecule: messenger RNA, 675 nt
Organism: Cercopithifilaria johnstoni
Lineage: Eukaryota; Metazoa; Nematoda; Chromadorea; Rhabditida; Onchocercidae
Source: the annotation of a GenBank genome assembly